Dryobates pubescens (Downy woodpecker) is the source of this 1550-nucleotide messenger RNA. RefSeq names its product aladin WD repeat nucleoporin (gene AAAS). The coding region runs from base 6 to 1550 and encodes 514 amino acids. The transcript is spliced from 16 exons. Lineage: Eukaryota; Metazoa; Chordata; Aves; Piciformes; Picidae. The record is from RefSeq and is a predicted model, not a curated record. Gene Ontology annotation, biological process: nucleocytoplasmic transport. Gene Ontology annotation, cellular component: nuclear pore. Gene Ontology annotation, molecular function: protein binding.
GCAGGAUGUGCUCCUUGGCGCUGUUCCCCCCCCCGCCGCCCCCCGGGGACAUCACUCUCUACGAGUUCAACAACGUCCUGGCCUGUGGCCGCCUCCACGAGCAGCUGCCGCUGGCCCUCCAGAGCCAGCUCAGCCAGCUGCCCACCCCCACCCUGCCCAAGGAGAGCCUCAAGGCCCCCAGCAGGGAGCACAGCACCAGGGCAGCUUUCAGCCAGCACCAGGAGUCCCUCUGGAAGCGAUGCCUCAGUGCAUGGAGGGAGCUGGGGAUCUGUGGGGUGCUGCAGGAGCUGGCUGGAGCCCAGGAGGAAGGGCCGCGCUGCCUCCUGGCUGCCUCCCGCUGCCUCCUGGCCGCCUGCCGCCUCCUGGCCUGGCUGCACAGCUCCCUGCUGCCUGCCCUCUCUCUGACCACCGAGGAGCUGAUCACAGAGUUCUCCCAGGCUGUGGACUGGGCUGGCUGCCCCAUCAGGGCCUUUGCCUGGCACCCCCACACCAACAAAUUCGCUGUGGCUCUCCUGGAUGACUCCAUCAGGGUCCACAACUCCUGCAGUGCCACCAUCCCCUCCCUGAAGCACAGGCUGCAGAGGCAGGUGGCUGCCCUGGCCUGGAAGCCCCUGGGGGCCUCGCUGCUGGCCGUGGGCUGCCAGAGCUGUGUCCUGCUCUGGCACCUGGACCCCACCUCCCUCUCCACCAGACCUUCCUCUGGCUGUGCCCAGGUCCUGUCCUACCCAGGCCACUGCCCUGUCACCAGCCUGGCCUGGGCCCCCAGUGGGCAGCUGCUGCUCUCUGCCUCCCCGGUGGACACUGCCCUGCUGGUCUGGGAUGUGUCCAGGGAGAGCUGUGUGCAGCUGCAGUGGUUUGGGGGGGGAGGGGUCUCCUACCUGGCCUGGUCCCCUGAUGGCAGCAAGGUCCUGGCAGCAACUCCCUCUGCAGUGUUCAGGGUGUGGGAGGCUCAGACCUGGACCUGUGAGCGGUGGCCAACGCUCAGCGGACGCUGCCAGACAGGCUGCUGGAGCCCUGAUGGCAGCAGGCUGCUGUUCAGCGUCCUGGGGGAGGCUCUCAUCUACUCCUUGUCCUUCUCAGAGUACAGAGGGGAGAUGCAGGGGCAGGUGGGAGGCUCCAAGACAGCCUCCAUCGUGGCAGAUGUGUCCUUGACCACCUUUGAGACCCCCUAUGGGGAGGAGAGGGUGGGAGGACAGGUCCAGGCCAUGGUGUGGGACCCCACGGGGCAGAGGCUGGCAGCCAUCAUCAGAGGGCCUCCUGGCGCUGCCGGCAGCCAAGCGACCGUCGCAGUGUUCCGCACCCGCAACAGCCCCGUGCUGGAGCUGCUGCCCUGUGGUUUCCUGCGAGGGGAGCCAGGAGCUGAGCCCCAGCUGCUCUCCUUCCACCCCAGCUUCCCGCAGGGAGCUCUGCUCACCGUGUGCUGGUCCACAGGCAGGGUCAGCCAUGUGCCCUUCUUCUUCAGCCCUGCCCAGGGGCCCUGUGCCAGCCCCGGGCGCAGCCCUGUGCCCGGCGCCAGGGCCAGGGAGCAGCCUCUGUUCUGCGAGCUCUGA